Molecule: messenger RNA, 1242 nt
Organism: Nannizzia gypsea CBS 118893
Lineage: Eukaryota; Fungi; Ascomycota; Eurotiomycetes; Onygenales; Arthrodermataceae
Product: curved DNA-binding protein
Exons: 5
Coding region: 1-1242 (413 amino acids)
Source: RefSeq, a predicted model, not a curated record
AUGGCUGAAACUACUACUGAGAUCGACUACACGCUCAACAACCCCGAUACCCUGACCAAGUACAAGACCGCCGCCCAGAUCUCCCACAAAGUGCUCGAGGCUGUCUCAGGAUGGUGCGUUGAGGGAGCAAAGAUCGUCGAGCUCUGCGAGAAGGGCGACAAGCUGCUGGACGAAGAGGUGGCCAAGGUCUACAAGGGCAAGAAGGUGUCCAAAGGCAUAUCUCAUCCGACGACGGUGUCUCCCAGCUCCUAUGUGACGCCAUACACUCCGCUCACCUCAGAUGCGGAAGAGGCUGCCACCGAGCUCAAGGCCAACGAGGUCGUCAAGAUCCAGCUGGGUGCUCAGAUCGAUGGCUUCGGCACCAUCGUCUGCGACACCAUCGUCGUGGGAGGCAAUGUCACCGGCCGCGAGGCUGACCUGUUGCUGGCCACCCACUACGCCAACGAACUGCUGCUCAGGCUCAUGGUGCCCCCCGGACUCGCUGCUCAGGGCACAGAGGAAGAGAAGAAGAAGGCUGCCGCCGAGAAGCCUCCAUCUCAGGCUAAGAUAUCCAGCUUAAUCGAGAAAGUGGCCAAGUCAUACGACUGUACCGUCGUCGAAAACACCACCAGCUGGCUGUUUGACCGCAACGAGAUCGAGGGAACCAAGAAGAUCAUCGUAGCACCCGGCACCGGUGUCAAGGGUGAAGGCAGCCCCGAGGUCCAGGAGGUCUGGGGCGUCGAGGUCGGACUCAGCUUGGGAUCCGGCAAAGUCAAGACCCUCGAGCAUAGACCAACCCUGCACCGUCGUACCACCACCACAUACAUCCUCAAGAGACCCAGCUCCCGACAGACACUGUCUGAGAUUGUCAAGAAGUUUGGAACCUUCCCGUUCAGCUUGCGCCAGCUGGAUGACGAGCGUGCCGGCAAAGUCGGUGUCGUCGAGUGCGUACGAGGUGGCGUGGUGCGUCAGUACGAGCCGGCCGGAGAGGCAGACGGCUCUCCCGUUUCCAGGCUCUUGACUACAGUUGUCAUUUCGAAAAAUGGACUGAGCAGACUGGCUGCUCCACCACCACUUGACCUGGAGAAGGUCCAGUCAGACAAGAAGAUCACUGACGAGGAAGUGCUGGCCAUCCUGGAGCGUCCCCUGGCUAAGUCCACGGGAUCCAAGGGCAAGAAGAACAAGAAGAAGAAGAAGAAGCCGGCCAAGAAGGCUGCCGAGGAGGAAGAAGACGACGACGAAGAGGACUCUGACGAAGAGUAA